Messenger RNA from Polyodon spathula (Mississippi paddlefish), 1011 nucleotides. Its product is annotated as 26S proteasome non-ATPase regulatory subunit 9-like. Gene Ontology annotation, molecular function: protein binding. The record is from RefSeq and is a predicted model, not a curated record. NCBI's taxonomy places the organism in Eukaryota, Metazoa, Chordata, Actinopteri, Acipenseriformes, Polyodontidae. The transcript has 6 exons. Gene Ontology annotation, biological process: proteasome regulatory particle assembly. Gene Ontology annotation, cellular component: cytoplasm; nucleus. The coding region runs from base 43 to 678 and encodes 211 amino acids.
GAUCCGUAGUUGUAGUCCAGUUAGUUUCAAAACCCCGAGACGAUGACAGAAGGAAACACAGCAACGAGGUCUGCGAUAACUAUUGAGGACGUUCAAAACCUGGUCAAGAAAAAAGAUGAAAUAGAAGAACAAAUUAAAGCUUACUAUGACGUUUUGGAGGAUGAAAAGGGUGUUGGCAUGACUGGGCCAUUAGUGGACGCAGAGGGCUUCCCACGAGGAGAUAUUGACGUCUAUCAAGUCCGCAGUGCCAGACAUAACGUCGCGUGUUUGCAGAAUGACCACAAGGAAAUCAUGCAGCAGAUUGAAGAGGCGCUGUACCGGCUGCACGCCUACGAGAGAGAGAAGCGUGAGAAGGACGAGACCCAGGCUAAGGCAGAGGCGCUGGAGCAGGACCCGCCUCUCCCCCGUCCCUUCGCUAAAGUGGACGCUGUCACGCCGGGCUCCCCAGCCAGCAUGUCUGGAUUACAAGUUGGGGAUGAGAUUUUUGAAUUCGGCACUGUGAAUUCUCAGAACUUUCAGAACCUACAGAACAUUGCUUCAGUGUUGCAGCACAGCGAGGGGAAACCCUUGAGUAUAGCUGUGAUCCGCAGUGGAAAGAAGGUACACUUGGGGCUGACCCCACAGCGAUGGAGUGGAAGGGGUCUGCUUGGCUGCAACAUUCUCCCACUGCAGAGAUAAAUGUGUGCAAGGCAUCAAAACCGCAACAUCAGUAGAUGCUCUUCAAAAUGUAAUAUUUAAUAAGGGAGCAGUUGGACUGGUUGAAUUCAGUGGUUAUGUUGAGAUGUGUAAAUGAUUGCUUCUGUUAUACCAGAUGUACAGCUGUGCAUUAUGUCCUGCUGAUGCACUCUUUAGUAAGAAUGGAACCACAUUGCUUUUGCCAAGAGACCUGGACAGGGCUGCUGCCUGUACAGGGACCAUGUCUGUAACUAGCUGCUACAUCUCAAGAGCCGAGUUCAGGAUUGACUUUCAUCGUGCUGUGCAAAAGAUCAAUAAACACUGUUUUACACAUGA